Miscanthus lutarioriparius is the source of this 2835-nucleotide messenger RNA. NCBI's taxonomy places the organism in Eukaryota, Viridiplantae, Streptophyta, Magnoliopsida, Poales, Poaceae. The record is from the annotation of a GenBank genome assembly.
AUGGAGGCUGCCGUGGUCAGCGCUUCUCAUGGUGCUUUGGGCUCCCUGAUAGGGAAGCUUGGUGAUUUGAUCACAUCUGAGUACAAGCUGCUCAAAGAAGCUAAGGGACAGAUCAUGUUCCUUAAAGCUGAGCUAGAGAGCAUGCACGCGUUCCUGAAGAAGAUGUCAGACAUGGAAGAGCCUGACGAGCAAGACAAGUGCUGGGUGAAGGAAGUACGUGAACUCUCCUACGAUAUAGAUGACAGUAUCAAUGAGUUCCUGCAUCGCGUCGAGCGCAAGUACAGCAGCAUGCCGCGUGGAUUCAAGGGGUUCAUGGAUAGAAGCAUGAGCCUGCUGACAACCAUGAACAUUCGGCAUCAGAUUGCGAAGGAGCUGGAAGGCCUCAGGAGUCGUGUCAUGGAGGUGAACGAGCGACGCAUGAGGUACAAGGUCGAUGAAACUGUUUCCAAGCCAAACAACACAGUCGUCGAUUCUCGUGUUUUGGCACUCCAUGCAGAGUCAGCCAGCCUUGUUGGUAUUGAGGAGCCCAGGGACCAACUGAUAAAAUUGAUGGAUGAAGAGAGUGUGCCUGCUUCACAUCAGCUAAAGGUGCUCUCUAUUGUCGGAUUUGGAGGUCUUGGAAAAACUACCCUUGCAAAUGAGAUUUAUCGCAAGCAAGAGGGCUUAUUCCUGUGUCAAGCUUUUGUUUCUGUGUCCCAAAAACCAAAUAUUAGGAAGGUACUAAGGACUAUACUAUCUCAAGUUGGCUUUAAACCUCCUAUGAACACCAACAUGGAAAUGUGGGAAGAGUCCGAAUUGAUUAGGACGCUGCAAAAUUUUCUUUUGGAUAAGAGGUACCUAAUUGUAAUUGAUGACAUCUGGGAGGCUCCUGCAUGGGAUAUCAUUAGAUGUGCUCUUCCAGAGAACAUUAAUGGCAGCAGAGUAUUAAUAACUACACGAAUUGAGACUGUGGCCAGAGCUUGCUGUGCUAAGAACAUUGAAUGUGUUUACAAGAUGAAGGCCCUUAGUGACCAAGACUCACGAAGCUUAUUCUUCAAAAGAAUGUUUGGUGCAGAGGAAGCUUGCCCUCCAUAUUUGAUGGAAGUGUCUGCUCAAAUUUUGAAAAAAUGUGGUGGUUUGCCACUUGCAAUUAUCACAACAUCUAGCCUAAUAGCCAGCCAGCCAAGCAAACUAAAGGAGCACUGGGAACAUGUAAGGGACUCUCUGGGCUCCAGCUUUGAAGUGAGCCCAAGCUUGGAUGGCAUGAGACAAAUAUUAAACCUCAGCUACAUAAACCUUCCUCAUUAUUUGAAGACUUGUAUGCUAUAUCUAGGCAUUUAUCCAGAGGACUACACAAUCAAUAAGAAUGAUUUGGUUAGACAAUGGAUAAGUGAAGGUUUUAUAUGUGAAGCUCGUGGGACAGAUCCAGAGGAUAUUGCAAAGAGCUAUUUCAAUGAGCUUAUCAAUAAGAGUUUGAUUCAGCCCGUAGAUACAGACUACAAUGGUGAGGUGAUGUCUUGCAGGGUUCAUGACAUGAUGCUUGAUCUUAUCCUACAUAAAUCGAGAGAAGAUAAUUUUAUCACUGUAAUAGAUGAUAUUCAAGAUUUGACAAGACAGCACAACAAGAUCCGUCGACUCUCACUCAAUUUGGAUGGUGCAAUAGAUGAAACAGUAGGAAGAUCCUUCCAGCUAUCCCAAACACGAAUGCUAGCAAGAUUUGGUACCUCUUUAUAUCUACCUCCUAUUUUACAGUUCAAGCAUCUCCGAGUUUUGACGAUUGAAAUUUCAAGUGGGCCCUAUUCAUCUGAGUUACUUGACUUGAAUGGAAUAUGUCAUUUGUUUCAACUGGGAUUCUUAAAGAUCAUAGCAAGUGGUCGUCAUGUGGAGUUACCUAGUAAAAUUGGACGUCUGCAGCAACUGAAAACAUUUGAAAUAAAAGGACAAUCAGAUCUGCAGCUACCAUCAGAUAUUGUUCAUUUGAGCCGUUUAUCGCAUCUGAUUGUUCCAGAACAUGUAAUAUUUCCCAAUGGCGUCAGUAACAUGAAAUCAUUGCGUACUCUACGUUGCUUUGAUUUGAGAAACUCACUAGACAAUAUCAAGGGUCUGAGAGAACUGACAAAUCUGACAAAUGUUGAAAUCAGAUAUUUUAACUACACAUCCACCAAUAGAGACGAGUUUGCUGCAAAAUGUAGGGAACUUGUCCACGCCCUUGGAAACAUUUGCAGCCUCAAAUGUCUACUUAUUCGUAGUUCUUACCAACCUGUCACUGUCAGAGCCUGCUUAGAUUCAUGGUGGUCAGUCCCAACUUCUUUCAUUCAUCUCCAGAGCUUUCAUGCAAAGUACUUCUCGAGGAUUCCUGGGUGGAUUGGCCAGCACCAUAGCCUCUAUGACCUGCAGCUUGUUGUUCAGGAUGUGUAUGGGGAUGACGUUGGGAUUCUCUCACAGUUGCCCUCCCUUGUCCACCUCGACUUGCACAUCAAUGGAGUUCCUAAAGACAAGAUCAUCAUCCGUGGAAGAGGAUUCCCUGUUCUCAAGCAUUUUACAGUUGCAUGUUGCAGGAUAUCGUACCUGGCCUUUGAGGCAGGGGCGAUGCCGAAGCUUGAAAGGCUCGAGCUAUGUUUCAAUGCACAGGGAUGGGACAGGUAUGGUGGUGUGCCUGCUGGCAUCGAGUACCUAUCAGGCCUCAAGGAAAUCGUCGGAGACAUCGGGGGCCUAUAUGCAAAGGGAUCCAAUAGAAGGGCUGCAGAGUCUGCGCUCUGGGACGUGGCUGGCCUGCACCCAGGUCACCCUGUAUCCAACAUCAAACUGAGUUUCUAUUAUAUAUUUGAUGGCAACGACGAUGAGCCCCGGGAAUAG